Molecule: messenger RNA, 5023 nt
Organism: Coregonus sp. 'balchen'
Lineage: Eukaryota; Metazoa; Chordata; Actinopteri; Salmoniformes; Salmonidae
Source: the annotation of a GenBank genome assembly
AUCUCCUCUAAAAUAUUGAAAUAUGAAAUAUAAGAAUAGCGUAUCUGAAUGUCAAGUCAAUUAGGUAAUACACAGCAUGUUUAGUUUUCAUACCUGCAGUAGGCAACUGAAUGAGUGUGUGUGAGAGAGAGAGAGAGAUACAGUUCUCUAUGGCGAACAGAAAAAACUGAAACUACCCAAAAUAAUGAAUGGUCUGUAUAGGAAUUUACCACAUGAUGACUGCUAUCUUUCGUUCCGAUUGGUCGUCUGACAUAGACACACCGCGUCACACGUUGUCUUAUGCAACCUGAGUGCCACAUGAUUUUAUAGCAGACCUUGGACAAAGCCGGUCUACGCAGGGAGUCAACGCUUCUCUUCAAACUUUGAGAAUUUGCAUUACCACAAACCUCGAGCAUGGCCAACAAAACCACCCAUCUUCUUUUCCGGGCACUGGUUGAGAUGUCUGAAGUACACUCUUCAAAAGUUGUACGAGGAAAUCCCAACAGAGCAAAUAUAAGGUAAGAGCAAAAAUGCCGGUGAGCAAUCCUCCAGCAAGUUUGCAGCAACCGGCGACGUGUAGACUAUUUUGAUCAUUCACCAACUGUCAAUACAACGCAAAUGACAUUUUUUUACAUAACAAAAUACGUUUUAAAUCUGCGAUGUUCGUGUAAAAUGUAGGCCUAGGUCGCUCCCCCAUAGGGUCUGCAUUGGGCAGCAGAGAGGUAGGGGAUAAACGAACAAAAUAAGAAACAAUUGUUUAUUUAUUUAUUUAUAUAUAUAUAUAUAUAUAUAUAUAUAUAUAUAUAUAUAUAUAUAUAUAUAUAUAUAUAUAUAUAUAUAUAUAUAUAUAUAUAUUCAAGAGAAAAUUAAGCUGGAUUUCCGGUUACAAUUAAAGUUGGUCAAAUCUGAGCUAAUUUGGAACAAAUAAAAUAGUGCAGUACAAUUGAACAUGUUAAAUUCAUAAGCACGAAUAAGAAUUUUAUAUAGAAAAUUCUAUUUUUCCAAAUGGAGAAAGUUUCUAUUACAAAGUGACGAUGCACAUCUCGCGAUUGAUAACAUUUUUAAAAGCUAAAAUACAACUUUAGCAUAAUUAUACACCUUAGAAUAUAUGGUUUCUAGUAGGCUACAGAAUUAGAAAAUGGCUGUUUUAUUUUAGAUAGGCCUACUACAUAGUGGAAGUUAUUGAGCUUUUGAAAGGGUUUGAUCUGAUCUCAUUGUUUUAAGUCUGGGAUUUAAACACACCAUCAGACUAUUUUCACCAAACUGGGACAAAAUAAUGUAGAUCGUUUUUGUUAUGAUACUUUAAAACUGUUAUUUUCUUCUGGAGUUUGAAAAGAUUGACUAUCAAACAAAAAAGUCACCACGGCAGGUGGCUAAAACUAUCUGAGCAUAAGACCAUUGUGCUUUACCACAGAUUAACACAUCAUUUUCUCCCUCUCCUCCUCCUCCCAGACACCUGGGCACCUGUGGGGCCUUGUCAGCACGGCGUGCCACCCUGCCCCUGUCCUCCCCCCUCCUUCGGUCUACACCCUCCCGCAACUUCAUUAACCUGGCUGCCGCCAUCAUUGCCCGCAGGAUGGAGUACUCUGAGAGCCGCACACUAGGGUGAGACGUCAUCACACACACAACUCCUCUCUGCCCCUCUGAUUCUAAAGCCCCACCUUUCUAUUCUCAACUCCAAUAACCUUCAGUUAACAUGUGGUUGGAUUGAAAUAGACCUGAGCAUAUUGUAUCUUUACUAUAUCACAGGCCAAUGUUUAUUCCUGUCUUAUUUUUUUUAAGUGGACCUGAGUAGUCCUAUGAGCAUCUUCUUGAUGGAUCGCCCUCUCCUUCCCCAUCCAGGUACACUCCAGAGCAGAUGUACAGGGUUGUGGCCAGUGUGGACCAGUACCAGCACUUUGUCCCUUGGUGUAAGAAGUCCCGGGUCGUGAAGGGAAGGAACGGGGAUGUCCGGGCCCAGCUGGAGAUUGGGUUCCCCCCCAUCGUGGAGCGUUACACCUCGGAGGUCACGGUUGUCCCAAACCGCCAAGUCAAGGUAAGCCCCAAUAACAUGGUACAACACGGUUUAUAGCAAGGAGAGGGUAGACACCCUGUAUCAAUAUGAAAAUUGUGCCCUAUUUAGAGUGCCUUCAGAAAGUAUUCAUACACCUUGACUUGUUCCACAUUUUGUUGUUACAACCUGAAUUCAAACCGGAUAAAAAAUUAUAAUAAUGAUCAUCCAUCUACACAGAAUACCCCAUAAUGACAAAGUGAAAACAUUACAUUUUUGCACAUAUUGAAAAUGAAAUGCAGAAAAUCUCAUUUACAUAAGUCAAUAAGUGUUAGAAUCGCCUUUGGCAGUGAUGACAGCUGUGAGUCUUACUAGGUAGUAAGUCUCUAAGAGCUUUGCACACCUGGAUUGUACAAUAUUUGCACAUUAUUAUUUUCAAAAUUCUUCAAGCUCUGUCAAGUUGGUUGUUGAUCAUUGCUAGACAGCCAUUUCCAAGUCUUGCCAUAUAUUUUCAAGGCGAUUUUAAGUCAAAACUGUAACUCGGGCAAUCAGGAACAUUCACUAUCUUCUUGGUAAACAACUCCAGUGUAUAUUUGGCCUUGCGUUUUAUGCUAUUGUCCUGCUGAACAGUGAAUUUGUCUCCCAGUGUCUGUUGGGAAGCAGACUGAACCAGGUUUUCCUCUAGGAUUUUGCCUGUUCUGAGCUCUAUUCCGUUUCUUUUUAUCCUAAAAAAGUCCCUAGUCCUUGCCGAUGACAAGCAUACUCAUAACAUGAUACAGCCACCACCAUGCUUGAAAAUAUGAAGAGCGGAACUCAGUGAUGUGUUGUGUUGGAUUUGCCCCAAACAUAACGCUUUGUAUUCAGGACAUAAAGUUCAUUUCUUUGCCACUUUUUGCAGUUUUACUUUAGUGCCUUAUUGCAAACAGGGUGCAUGUUUUGGAAUAUUUUUAUUCUGUACAGGCUUCCUUAUUUUCACUCUGUCAAUUAGGUUAGUAUUGUGGAGUAACUACAAUGUUGUUGAACCAUCCUCCGUUUUCUCCUAUCACAGCCAUUAAACUCUCUAACUACCAAUAGUUGCCCUUUUGUGAGGCAUUGGAAAACCUCCCUGGUCUUUGCGGUUUAAUCUGUUUGAAAUUCACUGCUUGACUGAGGGACCUUACAGAUAAUUGUAUGUGUGGGGUACAGAGAUGAGGUAGCCAUUCAAAAAUCAUGUUAAGCACUAUUAUUGCACACAGUGAGUCCAUGCAACUUAUGUGCCUUGUUAAGCAAAUGUGUACUCCUGAACUGAUUUAGGCUUGCCAUAACAAAGGGGUUGAAUACUUGACUCAAGACAUUUCAGCUUUAAGUUUUUUAUUAAUUUGUACACAUUUCUAAAAACGUAACGCUACUUUGACAUUAUGGGGUAUUGUGUGUUGGCCAGUGACACAAUCUCAAUUUAAUACAUUCCAAAUUCGGGCUGUAACACAACAAAAUGUGGAUAAAGUCAAGGGGUGUGAAUACUCUCUGAAGAAUAUCGUGUACUGUGGAAUUUCAGUACUGUAACUUGUGGGAUUCAAAUGUACAAUGGGACCAGGUGAAUGGGUUAAAUCGUCUGUAAUACAUUGAUUAGAUCCUCCUAGGGGAUAAAUACAACAUAGUUUUUUUGAUCACCUAGCUGCUAACAUUGUGCUCCUCCGUCCAUAGAGCAAGGAUUAGAGAGGCUUUGUCUGGGGCCAUGUCCUGGACAAGAGCAGUGUGUAAUGAUGAGUGUGCAUGUUGCCUCACAGGCCGUGUGUACAGACGGAUCCCUCUUCAGCCACCUGGAGACGCUAUGGAGGUUUUCCCCUGCUGAGGACCAACCAGACUCCUGCAACAUCGAGUUCCAUGUGAGCACCGCCAUUUUGUCCACCAGAACAGAUCACUUUUAUUUGGUGUCAGCCUGAGACUAAAAGUCAGCAAGAUUAGAUAAUAGCCCACUGAAGUACAGAUCGUCUUAGUGUAGUUAACAAUCAUGAAUGAUACACCAGUGUUACAUCGGUCUACUCACACCAACAUGAAUGAUUACUAAUGAACUUUAGGGCUUCAGAUCAAAUUGCCUGCCAGGGGGGUAGUUUUACACCAGGCCUUGCAUUUCUCUCAACCUCUAAAGAGAUUAUUUUUUGGAAGGAAGACGUUGAGUAAAGCCAAUUAGGUUUUAUUUAUAUCAAGUUUGGUUGUGUUAGUGUUCCUAGCCUCUUGACAUAGCUGUCCAGAGAGGUCAUAGCGAAAUCUCUCCCUGUCAGGGACUUUGUGACCCAAAUAUUGGGACAGGUUACCUGUAGUGGAAACGGGGCGAGGGAUUUGGGAGAUGGAGGACAGACUGUCUUUUGGACAGGCUCAUUAAGAAAUGCCUUAGGAUGACUUGGCAGGAAUAAUGAAUAGUGUGGAGUGGAAUGAGUUCAUUCUCAGUCAGUCAGCCAGCCAUUAAAUCAGGAAUACAGACGGUGGUCCCUCGUUUGGAUAUGAGGACUGUCCUCAAAGGAAACAAUAUUCCUCAGAUGGAUAGGUACACUUGUGUCAGCAGCAUGGUUAUGGCAUUUGAGAGUACUUAUUAUUUUCUCCCCUUCACUCUUCAGGUAUCCUUCGAGUUCAGGUCCCUGCUGCACUCCCAGCUGACCACCUUGUUCUUUGACGAGGUGGUGAAGCAGAUGGUGAACGCCUUUGAGUCACGGGCAGCCAAACUAUACGGGGGCCACCACGCCCCCCUCCAGGAGGCGCUAGCAAGGAGGCGAGCAGCAUGAGGAGACCCCUACCUGGCCCCCCACUCAUGGACUGAAAUAAGACCCGCUCCCUACCACCAUCACCACCUGAAACCCCUCACCACUCAAUUUCAACAUGGUAGUGCCUUAUGCAGGAGACUGGGUCUUCUCUUUUGGAUUUUGUUCUUAUGUACACAAAAGCACAUUUAUUUGCACUACAGAAACUUUAAUUUAUUUACUUGAAUGUAUAUACUAUUUUUAUUUGGGAUGGAAGUGGAUGUUUGUUGUCAAAUGUUCAUGUUUGAAAGGGACCUUCUUAUUUAAGUUACAGAAGAUG